Molecule: messenger RNA, 1617 nt
Organism: Anthostomella pinea
Lineage: Eukaryota; Fungi; Ascomycota; Sordariomycetes; Xylariales; Xylariaceae
Source: the annotation of a GenBank genome assembly
AUGACAAUGUUGGCAAUGCCAGGCCACGUGUGGGGCCUUGUAAGCAGCAGUGUGUCUGUCAGCCAACUUGUGGCUGCCAUCACUGCAUCAGUGAGUGUAGCCAUCAACCCCGUUCCUCAUAUCGAGUCGAGACUCAUAUCUGUCGUACAGGUCAUCGCCUAUUGCAUCGCACGGGCCGUCUACAAUCUCAGCUUUCAUCCUCUAACGAAAUACCCCGGGCCGAAGCUGGCUGCCGUCACCGAUCUCUGGUGGGCUUAUGCCAGCACGACGGGAAGAUACCCCUGGGUAGUCGAAGACGCUCUCAGACAAUAUGGCGAUGUCGUCCGCAUUGCUCCCAACGAGCUGGUAUUCUUCACGCUGCAAGCAGCAAAAGACAUAUACCUCGCGCAGGAAAAGAACCUAGAGCUCUUCGUCCAAGUCGGAUACGACGCCCUGGACACAGGCGACGGUGGAAUCUCGGGGGAGACCGACCCGGUGAAGCACCGUGAAAUAGCGAAGAAGCUUGCACCUGCCUUCAGCCCGAGGAACUUCAAGGCCAAGGAAGCUGCGGUGCAGACGCAUAUUGACCUAUUUGUGCAGAAGAUGAAGGAUUUUGGGGCGAGAGAGGAAGGGAUGGAGUUACAGCGCUGGUCGGACUGGCUUGCGCUGGAUCUCUCUGCUGACAUGACGUACGGCCGCGAGAUGGGGCAGAUGCGCGACAUGAAGGACUCCCUACUCCUAAGCUCCACCCUAAAGCUGAACCUCUUCAUAACGCUGAGCCAGAUCACGCGGAAAUUCCGCCUGCUCAGCCCCCUGAUGUACCUAGCCAUCCCGCCAUCCGUGUGGUUCGCGCUGUCGAAGCUCAUCCGGAUGAACAGCGAAGACGUCAAGACGCGCAUCGAGCGUCGGGGCAAGACGGGCCAUCUAGACUACUUCGAACAGCUGCUUCCGGCCGACAAGCCCGUGCCCGAGGACCGGAAGCAGAUCUACCAUCUGGAAAACGUGGCGGGCCAGCUGCUGCUGGCGCAGUGGCAGCCCCUGGCGAACCAGUUUUACUCUUUGAUCUUCUUCUUGCUUAGGGAGCCGGGUGCGCAUGCGGCGCUGGUGGAGGAGGUGAGGAUGGCGUUCGAGACCUAUGAUGCGAUUGAUACCGAGACUAUGGGGGGUUUGAAAUACCUGCAGGCUUGUGCGCAGGAGAAUUUCCGACUCCAUCAGGAUACGGUUGAUGGGUUGCCGCGCGUGAGUCCUGGCGCUGUGGUAGACGGGGCGUAUAUUCCUCAAGGGGUCACCUGCCAGAUCAGCUAUUUCGCCGCAGCAAGAAGCCCACGCUUCUUCACCGAGCCGCUCAAGUUCCGUCCAGAACGGUGGCUAUCGCCAGACCAUCCCAGGUUCGACCCGAAAUACAAAGUCGACAAUCUGAAGGCCUCCAAGCCCUUCAGUCAGGGUCCGAGGGGUUGCCCUGGCGGGGCCAUUGCCUCGGCUGUGCUCAGGCUAUUCAUCGCGAAGGUCUUGUGGCAGUUUGACUUGGAGGCUGCGCCGGGUCAGGAUGGCUUGUCUUUUGAUAGGGACUUCAAGUUCAUGACCUUCUGGGAGAGGCCGCCGUUCUGGGUCCGGUUAACGCCGAGGGGUAGGGAGUGA